Argiope bruennichi is the source of this 1802-nucleotide messenger RNA. Its product is annotated as integrin-linked protein kinase-like. Bases 188 to 1534 code for a protein of 448 amino acids. The transcript is spliced from 13 exons. Gene Ontology annotation, molecular function: protein kinase activity; protein binding; ATP binding. Gene Ontology annotation, cellular component: stress fiber; focal adhesion. The record is from RefSeq and is a predicted model, not a curated record. Lineage: Eukaryota; Metazoa; Arthropoda; Arachnida; Araneae; Araneidae. Gene Ontology annotation, biological process: substrate adhesion-dependent cell spreading; integrin-mediated signaling pathway; protein phosphorylation.
AUUUUGCCACAUACUGUCUUUGUUGUUGUAAUUUUGGGACAGGUAAACAAUGCGCUUGCGUCAGGCGCCCACUCCAUGUGCUUGGUUACCGAUGGGACAAACCAUUUAUGGUGUUACAUGACAGGCAAUAUUUGAAGAAUUCCUAACAUCUGUCCUGAGACCGCUUAAAAAAAAAAUUUUGUGAAAAAUGGAGGAUAUUUUUCACUGGUGCAGAGAAGGCAAUGCUUUCCAAGUACGAGUCUGGUUAGAUGACACUGAACAUGAUAUGAAUCAAGGUGAUGACCAUGGGUUUAGUCCAUUGCAUUGGGCUGCUAAAGAAGGACGAGCGAACAUAGUUGAAAUGUUAAUAAGUAGAGGAUCUAGAAUCAAUGCAACUAAUAUGGGUGAUGAUACUGCACUUCAUUUAGCUUCUGCACAUGGGCAUAGAGAUAUCGUUCAUAUGUUAUUGAGAAACAAAGCGGAUAUCAAUGCUGUGAAUGAACACGGAAAUACGCCUCUACAUUAUGCUUGCUUUUGGGGUUAUCAAGCCAUUGCCGAAGAUUUAAUAAACAAUGGAGCUCUUGUAGCUAUUUGUAACAAGUAUGGAGAAACUCCUCUAGACAAAUGCAAAGGCCAGAUGUCUCAAAAACUUCUAGAGCUUGCAAAUCAACUUGGUCAGGAUACUGGAAAAAUUCCUUACAAGGAUCAAAGUUGGUUAGGAUAUAAAACACGUUCUCGUGAUGGUACAUUAUCGCGGCAUUCAUUCAUAAAUUUGAAAGAAUUGAGCUUUAAUUACAAGAUAGCUGUAAAACCAUCUGGAGAGACAUGGCGAGGAAUGUGGCAACAAAAUGAUAUAGUAGCUAAAAUAUUGAAUGUUAGAGAAGUAAAGCCUAGGGUUGUUCGAGACUUCAAUGAUGAAUAUCCUCGUCUGCGUAUUUUUUCUCAUCCUAAUGUUUUGCCCGUUAUUGGCUGUUGUUGUCAACCUCCAACUCUCAUUGUGAUUAACCAAUAUAUGCCUUAUGGAUCUCUUUAUACCGUUCUUCAUGAAUCAACUGGUAUCGUCGUUGAUACAGCACAAGCUUUAAAGUUUGCAAUUGAUAUCUGUAAAGGAAUGGCGUAUCUGCACACACUAGAACCGUACAUCGAACGAUUGUAUUUGAGUAGCAAACAUGUCAUGAUUGAUGAUGAUUUGACUGCUAGGAUUAAUAUGGCUGAUGCAAAGUUUUCCUUUCAAGAGAAAGGGAAAAUGUAUGAUCCAGCAUGGAUGUCACCAGAAGCUUUACAAAAGAAACAAGAUGAAACUAAUGUUAAAGCCUCUGAUAUGUGGAGUUACGCAAUGAUUUUAUGGGAAUUAGCUACUCGUGAAGUACCUUUUGCUGAUUUGUCUCCGAUGCAAACUGGAAUGAAGAUUGCUCUGGAGGGAUUGCGAGUGACAAUUCCUCUCGGCAUCUCUCAACAUAUGUCUCGUCUCAUUCGUAUUUGUAUGAAUGAAGAUCCAGGAAAGAGACCCUCAUUCGAUAUGAUAUUACCUAUUCUUGACAAGAUGAAAGAGUAAUAACUUUAGAGAUCUGCUUAUACAUUUGUGUUCAUUUUAUAGAGUAAUUAGUUUUAACAAAAUCCACAGUAUUUGUUAGAAGAUUUAAUUUUUAUAUGUAUACACUUAUGAGCUUGCUUUUACUACUUAAAGAUGUGUGGUUGUUGUAAGUAAAAUUUUAACAAUUGUUGAAAUUAAGAUCUGUAAUAUUUUUUACAAGUUGAUUGUUUAACUAAUAUUUUUACAUUUGUUUUGUUAGUUUAAAAUUCUAAUAAAAACUAUUUUUAGA